GGGCGCGGCGGUUACGGGGGCCGUCCCGUGCGAGACGCGGCUCGAUCUGCGCCGCGCGCUCGGCCGGGGGGGGGGGGGGGGGGGGGGGGGGGGACGCCGCUGGUGCGCGCGGCUCCGGGUACGGGCUCGCGGUGUGGGGAUUUUGGAUUUCCGCCGCGGGUGUUGCUUUGCUCCGGGUCCCGAGCUCGCGGGGCUGCGGUGUUGGAUCUGUGUCUCUUUUGCGGGGGCAAAGCCGCGGUUUCGGGCGGGGCUUGGAGAGCUUAACGGCCUUGCUGUUUCUCUUUUCGUCGCCGCAGAUUCGGCAGCCGUGCGCGGAAUGCCCGUGGAAGGAGGGGAGAGAGGGAGGGCGCAGGCGCAGCUGAGCUGAGCUGAGCCCGCGAGGUUCGCGGUCUGCGGUGCGGCGGCAGAGGUCUCGCCAGCGCGAUGGCCAGCGGCGGCUCCUCCAGGUACAGCUCGUACAAGGCGCCGGGGCUGCGCGGCGCGCUGCUGGAGGCGGCGCACGUGUCGUGCCUCGAGGACCGGUACGCGCUGGGCCCGCAGCUGGGGUGGGGCCAGUUCGGCGUGAUCCGGUCCUGCUCCGACCUGGUCACCGGCGAGGCGCUGGCCUGCAAGUCCAUCGCCAAGGGCCGGCUCGUGUCCCCCGACGACGUGCGCGGGGUCAGGCUGGAGAUCGACGUCAUGGCGCGCCUGGCGGGCCACCCCAACGUCGUGGGGCUCAAGGCCGUGUACGAGGACCGCGACUCGGUGCACCUCGUCAUGGAGCUCUGCGCCGGCGGCGAGCUCUUCCACCGCCUCCACGAGCGCGGCUGCUUCCCCGAGCGCGAGGCCGCCGCGCUCUUCCGCCACCUCAUGGAGGUCGUCGCGCACUGCCACGCCAAGGGGAUCGUGCACCGCGACCUCAAGCCCGAGAACAUCCUCCUCGUCAGCAGGUCGCCCCAGUCGCCGAUCAAACUCGCGGACUUUGGACUCGCCACCUACACCCAGCCUGGCCGAAGCUUGAGCGGCAUGGUAGGCAGCCCGUUCUACAUUGCGCCGGAGGUGCUCUCCGGCGGGUACAACGAGGCCGCCGACGUCUGGAGCGCGGGGGUCAUACUCUACAUCCUCCUCAGCGGCAUCCCGCCGUUUUGGGGCAAGACCAAGUCCAAGAUCUUCGACUGCAUCAGGUCCAUGGAGCUGCGGUUCCCUUCUGACCCAUGGGACAGGGUUUCUGAUUCCGCCAAGGAGCUCGUCACCGGGAUGCUGCGGCGCGACCCUAGGCUGCGGCUCACGGCCAAGCAGGUUCUAGAGCAUCCGUGGAUGCAGGAACACGCGGACCCACAAGACUCGUGCGGGCAGUGCCACGAGACCGGCCUCCAACGGGAGGGCGCCGGCUCGUGCUCCUUCUCCACGCCGUUGGCGUCGCGGAGCAGGGACGUGAGCUUUGACACGCGUGGCCCCAUCGCGUGGAGGGGUGGGGGCGAGGACGAGGCGACCUGCUGCUCGCCCACGUUCGCCGCCGUCUGCAGGUCGUCGUUCUCGGCGUUCAUCACCGACCCGGCCCCGCCGCCCUGCUCGGCCUCCUCCGCCUUGGGUGGCUCUGGCUUCUCGUUCGGUGAGCCCUGCGAACCACUUGACGGAGGAGGAGGAGGAGGGUUCCCGAUGCCCAUGGCUUCCAUGCCGAGCUUCUCGUUCUUCUGCGCGCGGGACAGCAGCGAGCCAGCUGAGCCACAGCCGGUCGCUGCCUCCUCGACUCCGAGGACGGCGAGGGGAUCCACGCCACGGGGCGUCAACGGCAGGCGGAACCACACGAUCGGCGGCGGCGGGCGGGAGCACCUGGACGUGGCGGUGGAGUCUGUCAUCCGCUGGGCGUCGUGCACCAACUUCUCCACGGCGCCCUCACUUCGGGCCUCCCUCGUAUGCUAGCACUAGCAACGUCGUUCCGCGCGCCGGCGCCGCCAACGCCGGGCUGAGGGUGAGGAGGAGAAUUCCGACGAGACGAGCGGUAGAGAGUGUGCAGUAGCCUCGAAUUGUAUAAUAUAUAUACAGACACAGUGCUGUUAUAGUGGUGAUGAUAGAUUAGAGAGUGAAGGUGAAGUUGCUACGGAGGGAUGGAUGCAUGGAGAUGGAGAGCGAGUGGCAGAGCUGGAACUGAUGUGUUUUAUUCUUCGCUGUCACGCUGCUGGUCAGAUAAGAUUUGGGAACGCUGCUGGUCAGAUAAGAUUUGGGAACACACCUGGCGACGGAGAGAGAAGGCGUCUGAUAAUUUGAUAUGAACAAGAAGCAACAAUGUUCAGGAUGCAUGGCCAGGCCACACAUAAAAGGACUGUUUCAGUUUGUGUGUCA
This is a messenger RNA of Zea mays, 2322 nucleotides long. RefSeq names its product calcium dependent protein kinase14. Gene Ontology annotation, molecular function: protein kinase activity; ATP binding. The record is from RefSeq and is a predicted model, not a curated record. NCBI's taxonomy places the organism in Eukaryota, Viridiplantae, Streptophyta, Magnoliopsida, Poales, Poaceae. Gene Ontology annotation, biological process: protein phosphorylation. Bases 424 to 1902 code for a protein of 492 amino acids. The transcript is spliced from 3 exons.